UCAGCUCGAGAGUUCAACGUCAGUAGACGUUUCAGUUAAACAGGCGCUACUGACCAACGGGCGAUAAGAAAAAAUUUUCAAUGAAAUAAAAGAUAUAUAUAAACUUGAUAUGUGUGAAUGAGCUGAGUGAUUAAAUACAGUUACUUGUGGCCAGAACAAAAAAUCAGCAACAUAAAAUUAAACGAAAAAUAAGCGUCGAACGUAAAAGUCAGCUGAAGUGCAGUGAUAACCCAAGUAUUUGUCUGAGCAGAGCAGCCAGCGCAAUUGGCUGUAGUUUAAAGCAAGAGUGUAGAUACAAAAGCGAACAGUCAGCAUUGAACGGUGCACAGCUGCAGGUGGAGGAUGCUGAGCGCAUAGCUGACUUGCUGUCUAUAUGAAUUAAUAAAAUCGUGACGCUACUAACAUAUGCGAACUCAGACGUGAAAAAGUGAUAAGAAUAAAAAAAAAAAUAAAGAACAAUUUAUUUAUAAAAAUAAAAUUAUUUUAUUUGAAAAAUUAAAAUAAAAUAAAGCAAAUUUUUAUUGAAAAUAAACACAAGUGUCUAUAACGCUGCUAAAAGUGACGUGAAAACUCAGCUAGAAAGUGCAUAAAUCGAAACCAUUAUAUACAAAAAAUAAAUCUUUUUCAUAAUAUAUGAAUAUCAAAAACUAAGACGCUUCCCUAAACUAAAACACCGCAAUACAAUAUGACCGAAGUCAUUGAGCUGAACGUUGGUGGCGUACACUACACCACCGUGCUGGACACACUGCUGCAGGAGAAGUCCUCACAGCUGCACGAACUCUUCAGCAACACCGACGCACUGGUGAAGGACAACAAAGGACGCUACUUUCUGGACCGCGAUGGCGUACUCUUCCGCUACAUACUGGAUUAUUUGCGCGAUAAGCAGCUCAGCCUGCCGGAGGGCUUUCGCGAGAAGCAACGCCUACAGCGCGAAGCGGAACACUUCAAAUUGACCGGCAUGUUGGAGUGUCUACGCAACGCCAGCGAUAUGCGUGCCCCCGGCUGCAUCACCAUCGGCUAUCGCGGCAGCUUCCAGUUCGGCAAGGACGGACUGGCCGAUGUGAAGUUUCGCAAACUCUCACGUAUCCUGGUUUGCGGGCGUGUGGCGUUGUGUCGCGAAAUUUUCGGUGAUACAUUGAAUGAGUCACGCGAUCCCGAUCAUGGUGGACCGGAUCGUUACACAUCACGCUUUUUCCUCAAGCAUUGUUUCAUCGAGCAGGCUUUCGAUAUGCUGCACGAGCGUGGCUUCCGCAUGGCUGGCAGUUGUGGUUCGGGUACGGCGGGCUCGGUGGCGGAACCCAAACCGGGUGUGGACACAGAGGAGAAUCGAUGGAAUCACUAUAAUGAAUUUGUUUUUGUGCGCGAAUAAGCAGUUGAUGGUGGCCAAACAGCAGUUGUUGUUGUUGUUGUGGCGGUUGAGCAACAGUCGUCGAUUUUAAGUACGCAUUUUUUUAGAUUGUAAGUAGCAGCGGUGUUCGCUUGUUAUGUUGCAUGUGUAUGUGAGAGAUUUGUUGGCGUGGCGACAAAGCAAGUAAAGAAAGUAGUGUGAAAGCAGCUCAUCAUAAAAAUAAACAAAAUAUGCCACAAAGCUGUAAGAAAGUGAUGAGAAGGCAGCGCACAUAACCGCAGGCAACUCAUAUCCCCAAGCCAUUCAACUAGUCUUCUGCAACACAACUUUGCCACAAUGCGAAGCAACAUGUCAUUGCAAGCAAUUCUCUGCGCUGCCACACACACAAAUGAGCGCGUGUGUGCCAUUAGCCAUACUCACAGUUGUAUUUUUUCCAUUUUUUAUUACAACUUGCAACGUGCCACACUCGUGCUAAAUAACACUCAGCCUGCGGCAACUUGCUUCUACCGCCUUUAGUGGCACGGGAAGGUCAAAACAUCCAUAUUGUACGUGGUGUAAGAUAAAAAAUACAGUUAAUGCAUGUCAAGACAAGAAAUGUAUUUCACUAUGUAUGUACACUUAACUAGUUAGGCACACGCUGACACACACACAUGCAACAAAUAGUAUGUGUUUGCUCCGUGAAAUGGACGAAAUAAAAGCAUAGAAGAAAACUGCGUAAAUACUUACCGUAAGUAAAGUGGGAAAAUGCAUACAUACAUACAUAUAUAGAAAUAUAUAUAUAGCUAAGCGUUUGCUUAUAUUUAUUUUAAGCACCAAAACGUGCGGCAAUUAAAAUAAAAUAUAAGAUAUGAGUAUUUGCAUGCAGAUAAAGUGACAUCAACUAUUUCGCUUAAUGACACGCAUGCAAGUAAUUAGCUGGCCGGCUCUAUAAACUACAAAGUACUCAAUGUGCUAAGCUGGCCUUUCAAUUGACGUUUUUUUUAUAACUAAAGCUCUGCAAAUGGGCAGCAAUUAAAGUUUCGAAUAUCAGCCUAUGCUUGCAACACGUAAACACUCAAGAAGACUUGAAGCACAAGUGCUUUCCUUUUGUCAUUUGCGAAAUUUUUGUUGUUGUGGCAACCGUUUAAUGUGUUAUAAAACCAAAAGAGAUCCUGUGUGUUUGACGCACUUGGUUUACAGCCUCUGGCCACAUAAAAUGCAAGUUUUGAUAACAAAAAUAAAUUUCAAGUUGGCAUCUCUAGAGGCAAGAAGUGAGUUGAGGCCCUAUACUCCAGUGAGUAAUACAAAAAAUUAUGAUGAUAAUCUUUUUUUGAAUUUUAACAUACAAUUAACUUAUGCAGGCCGAGUGGCACUUUUAUCAAACUUUCAAAAAAAAAUCCAUGUGAAUCAAUGAACAUUUGUUUGGUAGAAUUGUUAAAAGCAGGCGAUUGUAGAGUCCACCAUUCUUUGUCGUUAAGCAAAUGUAACUUAAUCAACAUUGAGCACAUUGCUACUCAAGCUUACACACACUCAUAUCAUAUAUUGAGUUGAUUCAAAGGUUUUCGAUUUGAUGGUAAAAAAAACAUGAAACAUUGAAAAAAAACAUAGAUGUAUGAGGUAACUAGGCAGUUGUUUGAGUAUCGCUUUUUCUUAAAAUGACUUCUUGUGCUUCAAGCCAUGAGUAUUUGACUGGCUUAGUUACGAAAUAUUCAUAUACAACUAGUUUCAGAUUGCCCUUUUUUAAGUACUCUAAACUCCAGAUUCUCCCACGGAACCACCGGUUUAAGUAUUACUUCGUAGAAGUGAUAAAACAUUUAAGUCUGUAUGGGACGGACUGAUGGACGCCUAAUCUGCUCUAUAUAUCGCAGUUUUGUCAUGAUUGAGGCUGUGGCUUCGCUGACAGCUUUCCAGUUCUCAUGGACUGGGAUAUGAAUGUCGUCAAAAUUUUCCACCACCACCGAGUUUCUAAGUUUUUUCCACAUGCGCAGAGUUUUCAAAGCACUUUGAACACGUCGGAUAAUUCGAACUAAUGUCGUGCUGGAAUCUCUACUGGUAGUUUUUAAAACACCCAUGUUCACAUAGUAUUUGUAUUAGGUGAAAGUUCAGGUUCACAUGUCGCCUGUCUAUCCAUCCACAAAUCUACAAGUAUGUUCAGUAUCAGUCUGCGGGUCCACCGUUCUAUGAGUGAGGUUUGCCACCGCUGCUGCCAUAUUGUUAAGCUUUUGACUCUCUCUUCUCUUUUGGCUCCUAUAGAAGGCUCUGAUAACAUGUAUACAUGCUCGUAUUCGUUACCCUGGAUUUUCAACAGCAUCGCUUGAUAUUGUUCGGAAAGCACUGAUAAGUCUUACUGCCGACAGUUUGUGCAACAAUUUUAUACAGUCUAUUAAUUUAAUUUAGUUAAGAUCUCACACAUAUGAUAGGCAUCAUUAUGCUUUUCUUUAAUUAAUGUAUUGUGUAUAUACAUACGUGUGUACCAAUCAUAGUGCUAUUUCUAACAGAAUAAAUUAAGCUAGUCUCACAAGUGGCACACAUGUAUUACAACUCUAAAACUAUCAAGAGAAUACUCGUAGGUUCAUAAAAUUCGUAAGUGUGUGAACUACUAAAACACUUCCAGUUGGUUAAUGACCAAAGCAGUUUUGAUUUCGCUUGAGUUGCUUCAGAUGGCACUAACUGUAACUUUGUUUCCGCACUAGGUAAUUU
Bactrocera dorsalis (oriental fruit fly) is the source of this 4027-nucleotide messenger RNA. RefSeq names its product BTB/POZ domain-containing protein KCTD12 (gene Ktl). The transcript has a single exon. Gene Ontology annotation, biological process: protein homooligomerization. Lineage: Eukaryota; Metazoa; Arthropoda; Insecta; Diptera; Tephritidae. The record is from RefSeq and is a predicted model, not a curated record. Bases 686 to 1369 code for a protein of 227 amino acids.